This is a messenger RNA of Hirundo rustica (Barn swallow), 4733 nucleotides long. RefSeq names its product phosphatase and tensin homolog (gene PTEN). Gene Ontology annotation, molecular function: inositol-1,3,4,5-tetrakisphosphate 3-phosphatase activity; phosphatidylinositol-3,4,5-trisphosphate 3-phosphatase activity; phosphatidylinositol-3,4-bisphosphate 3-phosphatase activity. Lineage: Eukaryota; Metazoa; Chordata; Aves; Passeriformes; Hirundinidae. The record is from RefSeq and is a predicted model, not a curated record. The transcript has 9 exons. Bases 69 to 1280 code for a protein of 403 amino acids. Gene Ontology annotation, biological process: regulation of phosphatidylinositol 3-kinase/protein kinase B signal transduction; phosphatidylinositol dephosphorylation; phosphatidylinositol 3-kinase/protein kinase B signal transduction. Gene Ontology annotation, cellular component: cytosol; nucleus; plasma membrane.
CCGGUGGUGCCUCGCGGCCGCCACCCGGGCCCUGCGCGCUGCCCCGGAGCGGCCCCCGGCUGCCAGACAUGACCGCCAUCAUCAAAGAGAUCGUCAGCAGGAACAAAAGGCGAUACCAGGAGGAUGGCUUCGACCUGGACCUGACCUAUAUUUAUCCAAACAUAAUUGCUAUGGGCUUUCCUGCGGAGAGGCUUGAAGGAGUGUACCGGAACAACAUUGAUGAUGUAGUAAGGUUUUUGGAUUCAAAGCAUAAAAACCAUUACAAGAUAUACAAUCUAUGUGCUGAAAGACAUUAUGACACCGCCAAAUUUAACUGCAGAGUUGCACAGUACCCUUUUGAAGACCAUAACCCACCACAGCUGGAGCUCAUCAAACCUUUUUGUGAAGAUCUUGACCAGUGGCUAAGUGAAGAUGACAAUCAUGUGGCAGCAAUCCACUGUAAAGCUGGAAAGGGACGAACUGGUGUAAUGAUUUGUGCAUAUUUGUUGCAUCGAGGCAAGUUUUUAAGGGCCCAAGAAGCCCUAGAUUUCUAUGGGGAAGUAAGGACCAGAGACAAGAAGGGAGUGACAAUUCCCAGUCAGAGACGCUACGUGUACUACUAUAGCUACCUGUUAAAGAAUCACCUGGAUUACAGACCAGUGGCACUGCUGUUCCACAAGAUGAUGUUUGAAACAAUUCCCAUGUUCAGCAGCGGAACUUGCAAUCCUCAGUUUGUGGUGUACCAGCUAAAGGUAAAGAUAUUCACCUCCCCUUCAGGACCCUCACGACGUGAAGACAAGUACAUGUACUUUGAAUUCCCUCAACCUUUGCCGGUAUGCGGUGAUAUCAAAGUGGAAUUUUUCCACAAACAGAACAAGAUGUUGAAAAAGGACAAAAUGUUUCACUUUUGGGUAAAUACAUUCUUCAUAGGACUGGAUGAAAAUUCAGACAAAGUAGAAAAUGGAAGUCUAGUUGCAGAUCAGGAACUUGAUGGUAUUUUCAGUACAGAGCGCUCAGAUAAUGAUAAGGAAUAUUUAAUCCUUACAUUAACAAAAAAUGAUCUAGACAAAGCAAAUAAAGACAAAGCCAACAGAUAUUUCUCUCCAAACUUCAAGGUGAAGCUAUUUUUCACAAAAACAGUAGAAGAGCCAUCAAACCCAGAGGCUAGCAGUUCAACUUCUGUAACACCAGAUGUUAGUGACAAUGAACCUGAUCAUUAUAGAUACUCUGACACCACUGACUCUGAUCCAGAGAAUGAACCUUUUGAUGAAGAUCAGCAUACGCAGAUUACAAAAGUCUGAAUAUUUUUUUUAUCAGAGAUAAAAAAAAACAUACAAAAAAAAUCAACCAUGAAGAGAGACAAACUUGAAUAAACUGAAAAAAAAAAAAAAAGGACCUUUCUAAAUGGCAAAAGGACAUAGUGUCAGAUUACCAAUUAUAGGAACAAUUCUUUCCUGACCAAUCUCGUUUUGCCCUAUAAAUCUACAGGGUUUGACACGUGUCCAGUUGGGGGGGAAAAAGAAAGGUUACGUAGCUCUUAUAUGUAUAUACCUUUUUGUGUCAAAGGACAUUAAAACUUCAAUUAGGAACUAUAAACAUGGCACUUUCCCAUUUUAUUCCAGUUUUAUAAAAGUGGAGACAGACCUAAUGUGUAUGCGUAGGAAUUUUUCCUUUUGUGUUCUGUCACCAAACGAAGUUUCAAAAACCGAAAAAAAAAAAAAAAUUUACAGGUUCACAUCCUGCCCCUUUUUUUGCACUUGUGUGGCAACAGAAAAGUCUGCAGUUGGCCAAGAGAUGUUUCUAGAAGGUUUUUCCUACAUUCUAAUGCAUGUUUUUUGGAUGGGGGCUGGAAGGUGAUGCUCGGAAAGGAGCGUGGCCUGUGUACCGUAUCCGGCUGUUCCAUGCACCUUUCCUCAGCAUGCUGCCCUAAUUCAUCCGGGACAAUGGGUGAGGAGUCGCCGCUGUCACUGCUUGUUGUUUGUGCAUUUUUCAUUUUUUUUAAGUGUAAUGGUGCUAGAAAAGGCAGCUAGAGGGAGUGAUUCUGUCUAGGGGUACAGGAAUGAACCUUCACGACACCCACGAGACCCGCGCAAUGAAGGGAGACAAGGAAUUGGGGUCACAAAAAACAAACAAAAAAAAAACAACAAAAGGAAACACAGCAACAAUGACUUAACCAUACAAAUGUGGAGGCUAUCAACUAAAGUAAGAGCUUGAAACAAAUGGUUAUAAAAUUUGACAAUGAUUUAUUGGGAUUUUUUUCUGAAUUGUAAUGGCUGCUCCAUCUCCUGUGUAAUCAAGGCCAGUGCUAAAAGUCAGAUGCUCUUAGUGCAAAAGCAUCAGUCAACAUCUUACAUUUAUAUUUGUAGUUUUCCAAUCAUAUUCCUGUUGUGUAUAUUUCAUGUGCUGCCUUGCAAGCUUUUUUUUUCCUCCCCCCCCUCUCAUGAAUAUAAAAAGAUUUUGUGAUGGUGCACAGGAAAUAUCAUUGGAGAUUCUCCAGGUUAGUGUUUGUUUGGAAGAUUUCUGAUGCAUUUAUUCAAUCAAACCUCUGUCAGCCGUUCCACCCCUUUGACCUUACACAUUCUAUUACAAUGAGUUUUGCAGUUUUGCACACUUUUUUUUUUUUUUUUUUUUUUUAAAGUCAUUAACUGUUAGGGAGUUUUACUUGAAUACUCAUUACCUGCAAUGUUUAAAAAACGGACAUUACACAUCAGAGACAGGAAACCAGUAUUGCAGUAAAUUCUCAACACUGUAAAUGAAGAUUAAAAAGCAGAACUUCUCCCAAACACAUUACUAUGUAAAACAACCCCUCAAACCACCCCACAAAUUGUUUUUCUAAACCAAGUGGCAGUGUAGGAUUUUUUGUUCCUAGGGACACAGCUAAGGGUAGGGCUCAAAGUUGGCUUCUGGUGGACGAUUGUCAUGCCCAGCCUGAGGUGCCUCAGCAGUCCAGCUGCUGGUGCAUCCAGAUGUGAAGUUACUGCCAAAACAGGCCCCUCUGAAUGGGUCAUGAACAGCUGACCCCAAAUGGAUGCUUUUUUUAGGAUGUAGUGCACACAUCCCCCCCGUCUAAUUAACUUCUUGGUGCUGACAUGGAAGUUCAUGAGCUGUGUUCUCAGCCAGAAUUAUGAAUGGGAUCUGUCAGAGCCCUGUACAGCAACAUUAAUGGUUGGAAUUUGAACCACACAAGGCAGGACUUCCACUAAUUACAACUGGUAAACCAAGGUGUAAAGGGCUUUUAAAAAAACGUUCCGUAUCUGGUUUCUGUUGGUCAAUUCUGCUCCUCAGAUUCAUGAGUCUAACUUCUAACAAAGCUGGUAAUACCUUCUGACUUACAGGUUUAAUUAGCCUUUAAUGGAUCAAGGUUCAGUGCUCAUUGUGACGAGCAGGAGGUGGUUUUCCCCUUGGGAACAGGAAUUGUAAAUCUUUCCCUUCCAAUCAUGUUUCACCCUGUCUGGUUUAUAACAGUUGAAAGUUGUGUUGGCUUAAUAAACCAAACUCUUCCAGCUUGGAUAGUAUUGGGAUCUUGGCACUGCUGCGUGUCCCACUUUGGAUAAUCAGGAUUGGAUGGUGCAGUUCCAGUCGGUGACGCCGGAUCGGGAAUCAGGACGCAAGGAUGGGCUUUUGCACUGUUAUUUUUCCUUUGGAAUGUGAAGGUUGGAAUGAGGGUUUCGACUUUUUAAAAAAAAUUUUUUUUUUUUUUUUUAAUGUUUCAAUGUCUUUUGAGAAGCCUUGCUUACAUUUUAUGGUGUAGUCAUUGGAAAUGGAAAAAUGGCAUUAUAUAUAUAUAUUAUAUAUAUAAAUAUAUAUUAUACAUACUCUCCUAUACUUUUAUUUCAGUUACCACCCCCAUAGAAGUUGACAAGAAUUGCUAUGACUGAAAGGUUUUUGAGUCCUUAUUAAAACUUUAUUUAUGACAGUAUUCAUAAUUAGCUUGAGCUGCAUUCUGUAGGUAAUCUUUCCUUGAGUUUCCGGACUGUACGCUUCAGCCCGUUGGGAUGUGCAAGAGCUUACAUGUCUGAAACUACUUGAAGGCAUCACUUUGGUAAGAGCUUAACUGUAAGGCCCUGAAGCAUCCCCUGGGCUUGGGCAGCCCCAGUGAAAAAUGUUCGCCGCAGCUCCUCCAGGGCAGCUGUGCAAAUCGGCCUCCAGAUUCCUCCCCGGGGCACACGUUGUAAACUGAAAUGGAGUUUACAUGCAGCAUCAAAAUCAGCUUUCCAGAUUAAAAAAAAAAGAAACAAAAAACCCUUCAGAUAAUCCAAAAAGAGGAUGCUGGUGUGCAAGUUCCAUGUUUAGUCCUAGCAAAUGUGUGCAAUAUGUUAACGAUGCCUGUGGUUGCCACGAAGUGCCUCGUUUACCUUCUCAAUACUGUUGGAAAGUGUCGUGCAUGCAGAUGGAUGGGGUGGGACUGUGCACUAAAAGGGGCUCCAACUGCAGCGUUUUGGCAGAGCUGCCUUUCUCUGCCAGUUCAAAUUUCCAGUCUGUUUUCAUAUAGCAUAUAUAUAUAUAGAUACUAAAAGAAAAAAAAAAAAAAAUCAGUCUGUUAAGCAGCCUUACUCUGAUUCAGCCUCUUCAAAUACUAUUGUGCUGUGCAACAGUGGCUCUGUGUGUAACUGAGAAUACACAAAAACCAAGUAUGACAUGUACAGGAUAAUGCCUCAUACAAAUCAGAUGUCCGUUUGUUAUUGUGUUUAACAACCCUUUAUCUCUUAGUGUUAAAACUCCACUUAAAACUGAUUAAAGUCUCAUUCUUGUCA